Molecule: messenger RNA, 309 nt
Organism: Ostertagia ostertagi
Lineage: Eukaryota; Metazoa; Nematoda; Chromadorea; Rhabditida; Trichostrongylidae
Source: the annotation of a GenBank genome assembly
AUGAGGAUGAUGGUGCCAGACCAACUCCGAAGGUCGCUACAGAGCCGGCACUUUGCAAAAGUUGCAAGAAGGAUAUACCAGCCGGCACGCCGUAUUAUGAAGUCGACCACUCACCAAAAUGCGAAGAUUGCUGCAUUAGUGACGGUGCGAGGCCUGUACUUUGGACUUCUUCAAAACCGAUACAAUGCAAGACGUGCAAAAAGGAUCUGCCUCCUGGAACGCCAUUCUAUGAGGUGGACCGCUCGCCGAAGUGCAAGAGCUGCUACAAGGCAGAUAAGCCUGUUCCGAAGUUCGCCUCGAAACCGGUAA